Messenger RNA from Aspergillus glaucus CBS 516.65, 630 nucleotides. Its product is annotated as mitochondrial 37S ribosomal protein bS21m. Gene Ontology annotation, molecular function: structural constituent of ribosome. The record is from RefSeq and is a predicted model, not a curated record. The coding region runs from base 1 to 630 and encodes 209 amino acids. The transcript is spliced from 2 exons. Gene Ontology annotation, cellular component: mitochondrial small ribosomal subunit; ribosome. Lineage: Eukaryota; Fungi; Ascomycota; Eurotiomycetes; Eurotiales; Aspergillaceae. Gene Ontology annotation, biological process: translation; mitochondrial translational initiation.
AUGGAAAUGCGCUCCCUGACCAGAAGCCUCCGUCCGAGACCGGCCAUCUCGCAGCUCUACACCAAGCAGCCCUCGACCCUCCUGCAAGGCCAGUUCCUCCGUUACUCGUCAUCAGACAACGGACCCAGCAACCCCCAGGGCAACGAGCAAAGCCCAAGCCAGCCCGCAACCAAAACCCCCAGAUUCACCACCACACCACCCCGCCAACCCGCAGACCACGGAGACUUCGAAACCGUCCUCAACAAACUAAACUUCAACCGCAAACAAACCCCCACCAACUCUGAAAAACCCGACGCCGCCUCCUCGCUGUCCCGCGACGUCGGCGCCUCCGCCAAAACAGACAACUACCGGCAACCGGUCCGCCGGGUGGAACUCAAGCUCGGGCCUAGCCUGGGUCGUCAGGUGCAUGUUGAACCGGAGAAGGGGUAUGAUCUUGAGGCUGCGCUGCGGACGCUGAAUGCGGCGUGCUUCCAGAAUAAGAUUCUGCAGACGCAGCGGAGGCAGAAGUUUCAUGUUAGGAGGGGGCAGAUGAGGAAGAAUAUGAGGAUGGAGAGGUGGAGGAAGUUGUUCAAGUUUUCGUUUGUGAAUACUGUUACGAAGAUUCAGAAGAUGAGGUCCCAGGGGUGGUAA